AUGGUUGCUGACGUGCUUGGUGAUAUUAAUUAUCUUACUUCCACUACAGACGGAUGUCCAGCGUGGUUAAAAACGUAUUCCGAAGCUGCAUCACAACGGUCAAAUCUCGUACAAGCUCCUACCAACAUUCUCAUCCAUAAUUUACGUGGAAAGGAGAAUAGUGUUGAUUUCGACACAAAUGCUUUUGAAGUGCUCAAAUACAAUGGUUCUAUACAAGCAGAAUUUGAGGAUGCUAGUGAAGAACAAAAGCGUUGCUAUAAGGAAAUGGAAGAAUUACUUGAGAAGCACCUUGGUGCUUCUCGUGUGAUCGUCUAUCAUCAUAGUUUUCGCUCCCGUGGUAAGCCGCGGCCAAAUGAAGAAUUAAAUGAUACUCAUAGAAAUCCAGCUUAUUAUCCCCACACUGAUAUUGACGGUUUUGGUGCCGAAAACUUAGUUAAACGACUAAUCGAUGAAAACAACUGUGAAAACGAAAAGGUCACACGAGCGCAAAUAAUGAAUGUCUGGCGUUUGUUGGGUUCUAAUCCAUCGACUGACAAGCCGUUGACGAUUUGCGAUUAUCGUUCGAUUGACACUGAAAAGGAUGUUCAUUCACUCGAAAUUCGCGGAAAUUUGGCACAUAAAGAACAUCGCACAGCUCGUAUUUUGUCUCGAAAUCCAGAAGACGCACACAAAUGGUAUUAUCUUAGUGACAUACGUCCUGAUGAAAUGUUUGCCUUUAAAAUGUAUGAUAGCAAACCUAAUGUGGCUCAAUAUGCAUUUCACACAGCUUUUCAUAAUACUAGUGUGUCCGCAUCAGAUGAAGAACAGAAAAGCUUGGAAAUUCGUUGUUUAGUUUUGUAUUAUAAUUAA
Messenger RNA from Adineta ricciae, 849 nucleotides. NCBI's taxonomy places the organism in Eukaryota, Metazoa, Rotifera, Eurotatoria, Adinetida, Adinetidae. The record is from the annotation of a GenBank genome assembly.